CUGUGAUGGACGUCGUUGCUUCUGCACCACUCGUAUUGAUGGCCUCUCUCUCUCUCUCUUUCUACGUGUGUGGAGAAGCUGUGAUGGACAUUGCUGCUUCUGCACCACUCGUUUUGAUGGCCCGUUAAUCACAUUCAUAUAAUGUAUCCGAUCACUAAAGGAAGCAGAAGAUCCCCUCCCGAUGGCGGGAAAUUCCACCGCUCUUCUUUUCCUUCCGCAAUCUGCUUCCUCACCUUCUUUUCAAUCUCUUCUCCCAACGAGAAUAUCCCCACAGAAAAAAACUGCUUCUCGAAUCCCCGCGCGAAGAAAACCGACUUCUCUGGCUCGAGCUGAUCUCGCCGAUGGCGAAAACGUACGGAAGGAGGAUAUCAUCAUUGUUGGAGCUGGAAUCGCUGGUCUUGCUACAUCACUCUCUCUUCACAGGCUUGGCGUGCGGUCCCUGGUGCUGGAGCAGGCGGAAUCACUUCGGAUCAGCGGGACCUCAUUGACCCUCUUCAAGAACGGUUGGCAUGUGCUGGACGCCAUUGGAGUGGGCGACAAUCUCCGGAGACAAUUUCUUGAAAUUCAAGGGAUGGUGAUUAAAUCAGAAGAUGGGAGGAAGUUGCGAUCAUUCACAUUCAAGGAUGAAUCUGUGGGUCAAGAAGUUCGUGCUGUGGAAAGAAGGCUGCUUUUGGAAUCUGUUGCUAAUCAGUUGCCAGCAGAUACGAUCUGUUUUUCAUCAAGGCUGGCAGAUAUUAGAAGAACCGAAACUGGCGAAACAUUAUUGGUACUUGAUGACGGCACAAGAUUACUUACAAAGAUUGUAAUUGGCUGUGAUGGUAUCCGGUCACCAGUUGCAAAAUGGAUGGGAUUCUCUGAACCUACCUAUGUUGGGCACUGUGCUUUCCGUGGGCUUGCUUUCUACCCCAAUGGCCAGCCAUUCGAACCGAAACUGAGCUACAUAUACGGAAGGGGCUUGCGCGCUGGUUUUGUUCCAAUUUCUUCUACCAAGGUUUAUUGGUUCAUCUGCUUCAACAGCCCAUCUCCAGGGCCAAAGAUCACAGACCCAGAUGUGUUGAAGAAGCAAGCUCAGGAACUAGUGAGGAACUGGCCUUCAGAGCUGUUAGAUGUCAUAGAGAGCACUCCAGACAACACAAUCAUCAAGACACCACUUGUGGACCGGUGGUUAUGGCCAGGGGUGAGCCCAUCAGUGUCAACUGGUGGGGUGGUGCUGGUGGGUGAUGCAUGGCAUCCCAUGACUCCCAAUCUCGGGCAAGGUGCUUGUUGUGCAUUGGAAGAUGCUGUUGUCCUGGCCGGGAAGCUCGCGGGUGCACUCGGAGGCGGGCCGCAGCAUGUCGAAGAAGCAUUCAAGGAAUAUGGUAGAGAGAGAUGGGCUCGCAUUUUUCCGUUGACCGCACGUGCCAACCUCGUUGGGUCCCUUCUACAGUGGGAGAAUCCAGUGGGGUGCGCCAUUCGGAACAAUAUCGUCAUCCCAAAGCUGGUGAGGCUGGGACCGUUGCUGGAGCACACGAAUUACGAGUGUGAAUUGCUGAAAUACAAUGCAUGAAUCAGAUGAGGUAUUACACAAUGGUGGACCAGAAUAUCUACAAUGCACUUGGAUUUUGAGUUUUGUUCAGGUGGGGAUCAUGUUUCAAUGACCCCAGCUGUUGAUAUGAUGGGCCCCACCAUUGAUGCCCCAUGUACAAAAAAUCUACUAGAUAGAAAAAUCAAUAUAAAAAUCAAGUCAUUUCCUUUUUCAACAA
Magnolia sinica is the source of this 1742-nucleotide messenger RNA. RefSeq names its product monooxygenase 2. Lineage: Eukaryota; Viridiplantae; Streptophyta; Magnoliopsida; Magnoliales; Magnoliaceae. The coding region runs from base 182 to 1546 and encodes 454 amino acids. Gene Ontology annotation, molecular function: FAD binding. The transcript is spliced from 6 exons. The record is from RefSeq and is a predicted model, not a curated record.